Protopterus annectens (West African lungfish) is the source of this 2074-nucleotide messenger RNA. Its product is annotated as dentin sialophosphoprotein-like. The transcript has 3 exons. The record is from RefSeq and is a predicted model, not a curated record. The coding region runs from base 463 to 1791 and encodes 442 amino acids. NCBI's taxonomy places the organism in Eukaryota, Metazoa, Chordata, Ceratodontiformes, Protopteridae.
ACAGUGAGCAAACCGAGCAGUAUUAACAAGGGAUCCUUUCAAGCAUGCCUUAUUUGCAUGCAGUGGACGGUGGAAGUUAAAGAACCACAGCAAGCUGCCAAUCCAUCUCCCAGAGCUAUCAAGCCAUGACCAGCAUUUUAAAAUGUAUUAUGUUAUUCUGAAAAGUUUUGAUGACUCCUUCUUUGAGGAAGGUUUAUUCACAUUCUGAAGCACAGAGGACUGUUUUAAAGACAUGAUUCGUCUUGUACUGAGUGCAGUUUGAAAGCAUCUUAGCUUCAAUAGUACAGGAUAAAGAUUUCUGUCUGGAACUUCUCAAGAGAUUACAUACUGAACGUUAACUCUUGAAAGUCAAGAGCAACAAAGGUAAAACAGCUCAACAAUAUUUACAUCUGAAAAAGCUUCUUAAACUGGAAAGGAAAUAACAUUCCCCUUAAAGAAGUCAAGAAUAAACAUAUAAAUAUAAUGGCUAAAACAGAACAAGAGUUUACUGCACUUAGUGUACAUGAACAUGAGGACCUCUGUACUGAAGUGGGACACCAUCCAAAUAAAAGCAAAGAGUGCAUGAGAGGAGAAAUACAGUCAUAUCUCAAUCAGGAAGUACAGAGUGCUGAUUCAUUGUGCACAAACACAGAAGGGGAGGCAGUCAGUAUUGCUUCAGAUGAAGAAGAAUAUUCCUCAGAUGAAACAGAGGAUUCUUCAGAUGAAGAGGGAGAAGCAGAGUUCUUCCCAGACUAUGAGUAUGAGUAUAAUGAAGACACAGAAAGAGAUAAUGUAUCUCAAGAGGAAGAAAUAACUGAGUAUAAAGGUUCAGAACUACUAACAGAACACUUUUCUGAAGGCCAGAAUUCCUCUGAGGACAAAAAAGACCAUGCAGAUGUUGAUGAUUGCUCAUUCCUUGUAGAAGCAGAUGAAGAAGUAAUAAUUUUACAAGCAAGUUCUGAGGUGCACACAGAAUCAAAUGAAUGUACAGAUAAGCCACAAUAUCCAUUCAUGACUGCAGAUGAAGAACUAGAGGGACAGAGUCUAACAAAUGACCACUUAAAUGAAGAAGUUAAUGGGGACCUCGAUGUGAGUACAAAGGAAGACACUGCAGAUACAGAAAUAAGUAUUAUUGGGACUCCUGAAGAUGCUUCUCCAGGAACAGAACAUUCAGAAACAUCCGACUCGGAGUAUGACCCCACAGGUGACAUAAUGAUAGUUUCUGAAGAUUCUGCAGAAGACACUCUCACAGGUAACACACUGGAUGUUUAUGAAGAUUAUACAGAGGACACUCUUCCAAGUGAGGAAGCUGAGAAAACCACUGAUGAAUCCAUUGCAGUAGCCUUAGAAACAGUUUCUUAUUCUGAUGAGUCUGAAGUUCCCAGGCUAAGUCUUGCAACUUCUGCAAUGGAUAGCAGCAGUUCUACCAUUGCAAAUGAUGUUCAAGAAAAUGCCGAAAAGCAACUCACAGAAACGUCUGACAUGAUAAAUGAAGACAAUGACUUGUCACUUGGAGAUCCUUUGUCUGACCCUAUAAAACUCAAGGAAGAAAAAGAUGAUAGUGUAAAAGGACACAACCUAGAAGCGGGACAAAGUUACUGUGUUGCACAACAUGAGAAGGUGAGACAAAGUUCUGCAGAACAGUCAAAUCAUGGCAUAACCAAAGAAGCAAACAAUAAGGAUUAUGCAGGCAGACAAGAGAGUGGAAACAAAGAUUUGCACUGCCAGCCUGGAAAUUUUGAUAAGGCCAACAAAGAUAUGGAAAAUGAAGAUGAUGAACAAGCUAUGCAAGAAAGAAUAACACAGAUCUAAAAAAUCUUCUGGUGAAAGAAGAAAAGUAAACCGCAACUAACAUCUACCAGACUGGAUAAUGCCAACAGAGUUAAGGACAUUGCAGAAAUGCAAACAUAAUUUUGCUUCAGUCAUUAUCACAGUUAUAACUGGCAUGCAGGAGCUAUGACACCAUAUCUUUUGCUUACACACAUUUUCUGAAACUAACUCAGUUACAUAUGCAUGUGGAUUAAAAGAAUUCAACAGCAUACUUUUUACAUCAGUAAUUUUUGUGUGUAUUAAUAAACUGAUUAUGUGAACUCUU